Molecule: messenger RNA, 2484 nt
Organism: Cadophora gregata
Lineage: Eukaryota; Fungi; Ascomycota; Leotiomycetes; Helotiales; Ploettnerulaceae
Exons: 5
Coding region: 1-2484 (827 amino acids)
Source: RefSeq, a predicted model, not a curated record
AUGGACGGAAUUCUACGACCACCACAGCUCGAUGAGCUCGGAUUGCCUCUCCGUCCUUCCAAUCGCGGCGGCGACGAGGGUAUCAGCGAUGAGAUGAUGCAACGAUUUCAGGCUGGGGAUUUUUCAGACUUCAAUUUACCACAGCCGUCUUCAUUCCCUACUCCGGAGGAAGCUCAGCAAGAGGCACGAGGGCGGUCAACCGAGAUUCUAUCAUCGUGGGAAACACUGCGGCAGAUACUUGAAAGACACGAGGAGGUUAUACGCAGACGUUGGUUGAAGAAGACAAAAACGCAGAGAACAGCCAUCAUCUUGAAAGCUUGGCCGAACAUGUCUCCUACGCAUCGGCCAGAUUAUGCAGCCAUGCAGAAAGAGAAGUCCGCAGUAGUACGAGCUGGGGGAACGAAAUUCAGAGAAGCAUAUAUGUGGCCCGACAUCAAUAUCGAGGAUCUGGUCAAGGGAAAAACCUUCCUCCUUCUCUUGAACUCGCGAGGUCGAAAUACACCCCAAACGUUUGCUCAUGCAGACUCCGAUGCGAUGCGGGUAGGCCACGUAAGCGGCGCCUGUAUGCCUCCAUUCCUCAAUCUACAUACCAUGUUGCUCGAGGGAGAGACAACCGAAACAUACGGACGUCUAGUUUCCUGGGAUGAUGACGAGGAAGCUAUGAUGAAGACAUUUAAUGGCCUUGGCUUUCUGCCUGGGGAGGGAGUUCAGGUUUUGGAAAUACAGCAGAAACUACUCGGCUUCCUCCUCACCUGCUGUUUUUCUAUACUACAUGACAUGGAACCGAAAACGAUGAUCAGUGAAGCAGCAGUCAGGCCAGAACCAUCGCCAUUGUCAGAUGAUGCGGAGUACCCAUCUUUGGCAAAUAUCGCUGCCGAAGCUCCCUAUCGUCUCCCGGCUCGACUUGACUUCAACCGCCUCAAGACUUUGAUUGACGCGAAGCGUUUAAGUGUCGAGGAUCAUAUCCGUAGCUUAAGAGAAGAUCCGGGCUAUUUUGCAGAUGUGUUAGGAGACUGGAGUGAGCAUCGCCAAGAGAAGUUGCUGGACACGAAUGGGAAGCGACAUCCGGUACUUGGUGAGCCAUUGUUUUGGGAACGAGUUAUAGGUAACGUUGUUACGGAUGCCUACGGCGGACUCGUCGUAUGGAAUAUCAUCAGUGAGCAACUCACUCACUUGGCCACCCUCCAAGCAAAGUACUCGGAUUCCAUCACUCCGACAAAGACGCUUCCUCCAGAAUAUCUCAAGGCAUUGUUAACGUUUCGAUACACGCUGGAACAAUCGAAGAAAGGUCCGAUUCUCCAACUGAAGACUGGAGUUCCGGCCUCACCCUACUAUCGUUCCACAUUCGUCCGAGAACCUCAUGUGCCAGGUUCUAGUAUGAUCAGACUGCAAAGCAAGACCAAGAUGGAUUACCUGAUGUGGCUUUUCAGUAAUCUUUGGACUGAGGAACAACUCACACUAUUGGGUUUUCCGGGCCUCAUGGACGAGAUUGAGCAUCACAUCCAAAGCGAUCCUAAAGUGAAAGCCAAAAUUUCGUCCUGGACUGCUAGAAUCUUCGCCGAGCUCGGUCUCAUAGCCCGAAUCCGACAUGAGCUGGACAUCUACCAACCAUGGGCCUCCGGUUUUGACAAUGGAUAUGUAGACUUUCGAGAAGAAAUUGAAAAGGAUUUCCCGCGACGAUUUGCUGGACUUGCAGAGAUCCAGAAUAACUUUCAAGGACUCUCGGUCGCCAAAUUCGGUAGUCCAACGGACGGCCGAUUCCACUACCCGUCUGACAAGCGACGGACACAAGUAACCACACAGAGCAUGCGGAAGGCAGAAGCUAAUCUAGAUUUAUUCUGGGAGAAAGUUGAUGGCCACUACAGGCGAAAAAUCGGAAAGUCACUUGACCAGACUGUAGAACACAUUUUCACGGAACCGCGUGAUCCCUUAGAACGAACUCCUGAGUGGAUCGAGCCGAUCAAAGACGAAAAGAAGGCCACAGCCCAACAUUCUCAAUCUGAUCUAGAUUCGGACCGUCACUUCUCUUCUUCGCAUCUUGACCCUAAGGAAUCCUCUAAAUUUGUUCCCUCUCAACCGAAAGUCAAGUCUAAGACGCGGGGUUCAGCGCAGGACAAUACAGCUACUAUCGAUGAAGCAGUCACGAGACCGGUGCCAGCCGAAGACGAGCAGCCUGUAUUCAGACUCAAAAAACGCGCUCUCAAAGUCUUCAAGGCCUUGUUUUACAACCCUUCUCAAUCCGACUUACCCGGCGAGAUUCAGUGGACUGACUUUCUCUUUGCCAUGGCUGCAACAGGCUUGGCACCCGAGAAACUAUACGGAUCUGUUUGGCAAUUUACGCCUUCUGCUCUCGAUGUGGAACGCAGCAUCCAGUUUCAUGAGCCACAUCCCGUUGGAAAGAUCCCCUUUCGGAAUGCGAGACGGAUCGGGCGACGCCUGAGUCGAACGUAUGGAUGGCAUGGAGCUAUGUUUACUCUUGAGUAG